AUGGCGGUCGCUUGCGACAACGCCAAUCUCUCCCUAAGGAAGAAGUCCAAAGAAGCACCCGGGAUCUUCUUGGCCGACCUAGACGCACGAGUCGACGACAAACCCAGGCCAGAACCUGAACGAGACCUAGAGAAAUUUAGGGUCGGCAACUCGGAAGAAAAGUUUACCUUCGUGAAUAGGAACCUCCCUCAUGACCUAAAAGAACCAUUGGUGGAGAUGAUCCGGGCAAAUGGCGACCUAUUCACCUGGACACCAGUCGACAUGCCGGGGAUUGACCAUCAGAUCAUGUUGCACCACCUAGCUGUGAAGGCAGAGGCUAAGCCAGUGGCGCAAAGGAUGAGGAAAAUGUCCCAAAAAAGAGCUGACGAGGUGGCCAUGCAAACGGCCGGCCUGCUAGAGGCGGGGUUCAUCCGGGAACUGGACUACUCGACGUGGAUAUCGAAUGUAGUACUAGUUAAAAAGCCCAGCGAAAAAUGGAGAAUGUGCGUGGACUAUUCUGACCUUAACAAGGCGUGCCCCAAGGAUUCUUUCCCCUUCCCUAAUAUUGAUGCUCUUAUCGACGCGGCUGCGGGAUAUCGGUAUCUGAGUUUCAUGGACGCAUACUCUGGCUACAACCAGAUACCGAUGCACCGACCAGAUGAAGAAAAGAUGGUGUUCAUAACGCCAGGGGGAACGAACUGCUAUAAGGUGCUGCCGUUUGGAUUGAAGAACGUAGGAUCUAUGUACCAAAGAAUAAUGAACAAGAUAUUCAGCGAUCUUAUCAGCAAGACAAUAGAAGUGUACGUAGAAGACAUUCUGGUAAAGACCACCAUGGCCGAGGACCUCAUCGGUGAUCUAGAGAAUGUGUUCGCAUCUCUUCGGCAGCACGACAUGAGGCUUAACCCGCUCAAGUGCGCCUUCGCCAUGGAAGCCGAAAAAUUCUUGGGGUUUAUGAUAACCCAAAGAGGAGUGGAGGCCAACCCAGAGAAAUGUGAAGCGAUCUUACAAAUGAAGAGCCCGGGAUGCAUAAAAGACGUCCAGAGAUUGGCGGGAAGGGUCACCGCACUAUCCCACUUCUUCGGCGCAUCGGCCGCCAAAGCUUUGCCAUUCUUCAACUUGAUGAAAAAGGGGAUAGUGUUCGAAUGGACCCCGGCGUGUGAAGAAGCCUUCAAGCACUUCAAGGAUAUAAUCUCGACAUCGUCUGUCCUCGGGAAAUCUAAGAAUAGAGAGGCACUGUACCUGUACUUAGCAAUAACUGAUGAGGCUUUGGCAACAGUCCUGGUGCAACAAGAAGGAAAGAUCCAGCAACCAAUUUAUUUUGUAAGUAAGGCGUUACAAGGGGCGGAGCUGAGGUACAGUAAGCUGGAGAAGCUAGCAUAUGCACUCCUGACCUCCUCCCGUAGGCUGCGACAGUACUUCCAAGGACACCAAAUAAUCAUCAGGACGGACCAGGCAAUCUGCCAAGUACUCCAAAAACCCGAUCUGGCGGACAAGAUGAUGACCUGGGCAAUCGAACUGUCUCAGUAUGACUUGCAGUACGAACCCAGACAUGCAAUCAAGGCCCAAGCCAUGGCUGACUUCCUGGUAGAAGUAACGGGAAGCCCUCCUAAGAUACCGAGCACAUGGUGGAAGCUCCCUGUAGACGGAGCCUCCAACCAAACGUUUGGUGGAGCAGGGAUCAUCCUGAAAAGUCCAACCGAAGUCGUAUAUGAGCAAUCGGUCAAGUUUGAAUUCCCGGUGUCCAAUAAUCAAGCGGAAUACGAGGCCCUUCAUGGUGGCCUAGUUCUGGUAAAGGAGGUCGGGGCCACAAGAGUAGAAGUGUGUAGCGACUCUCAAGUUGUGACUUCCCAGAUCAAUGGAACGUACCAAGCCAGAGAUUCACUAUUGCAGAAAUAUUUGGAGAGGGUCAAAAAGCUGAGCGAGGAGUUCGACGAGGUCACGGUGCAACACGUUCCGAGAGAGAGGAACACUCGGGCAGACCUCCUAUCAAAAUUGGCGAGCACAAAGGCAGGAACAGGCAACCGGUCUCUGAUUCAAGGUUUAGUGAAAGAACCAACGGUGACCCUGCAUAUAACACGGGCACCCGACCCACCCUCUUGGGUGGACCCAAUCAUUGAUUUCUUGGAAAUGGGUAAGCUCCCGGAUGACGACAAGACGGCAAAGGCACUAAGAAGAGAAGCGGCCAAGUAUACAGUAAUACAAGGCCAACUGUUUAAGAAAGGGCUCAGCCAACCCCUAUUGAAGUUCCUACGCCCCGACCAAACGGACUACGUGUUAAGGGAGGUCCAUGAGGGAUGUUGUGGUCACCACAUCGGGGGGAAGGCCUUAGUCUGGAAGCUCGUUAGGGCCGAAUAUUACUGGCCCUCAAUGAUGGCGGAUUCCAAAGAGUUUGUGAAAAAGUGCAGAAGAUGCCAGGAGAAUGCCAACUUCCACAAAGUCAAGUACCUAAUUGUCGCCAUCGACUAUUACACCAAGUGGGUAAAGGCCGAGCCGCUGGCCAGCAUAUCCUCGACUAAUUGUCGGAAGUUCAUCUGGAGACAAGUAAUAGCCAGGUUUGAGGUCCCAGAGGUCGUCAUCUCAUACAAUGGGACACAGUUUGCCGACAAAAAAUUCGGAGAGUUUCUCGCCGGCCUUGGCAUAAGGCAGAAAUUCUCGUCUGUUGAGCACCCCCAAACCAACGGCCAAGUCGAAGCUGUGAAUAAGGUCAUCCUACAAGGCCUCAAGAAGCGACUUGACCAAAAGAAGGGAGCAUGGGUAGACGAGUUAGCCUCGGUUCUCUGGUCCUAUCACACAACUCAGCAGUCAUCUACCGGGGAGACGCCCUUCCAGCUCACCUAUGGGGUGGAUGCGAUAAUACCCGUGGAGAUCAGAGAACCGAGCCCGCGACUACUUUUGGGUGGAAUAGAAGAGGCCGUAGAAAAGGACUUGGUGGAUGAAGCUAAAGAGAUGGCCCACUUGUCGGAGACGGCGUUGAAACAAAGGAUAGCCCUACGCUACAACGCCAAAGUACUCAAGAGAGAGUUUGAGCAAAGCAACCUGGUCUUACGGCGCAACGAUGUCAGACUCCCGACUCCAGGGGAAGGAAAGUUGGCGGAAAAUUGGGAAGGCCCGUACAGAGUAAAGGAGGUGCUCGGCAACGGCGCUUACAAACUGGAACGAUUGGACGACAGAGAAGUGCCGAGAACCUGGAACGCGAGCAACCUAAGAAGGUUCUAUUCCUAG
Messenger RNA from Arachis ipaensis, 3201 nucleotides. The record is from RefSeq and is a predicted model, not a curated record. NCBI's taxonomy places the organism in Eukaryota, Viridiplantae, Streptophyta, Magnoliopsida, Fabales, Fabaceae.